Molecule: messenger RNA, 1227 nt
Organism: Trypanosoma conorhini
Lineage: Eukaryota; Euglenozoa; Kinetoplastea; Trypanosomatida; Trypanosomatidae
Product: mucin-like glycoprotein
Exons: 1
Source: RefSeq, a predicted model, not a curated record
GUGUUUCUCCUAAAUGCCGUGGCGCCGCCAAAGACGCCUGCGUGGGGCGGGGGCGGGAUGAGUUUCUUUUCGUGCGGCUGCGGGACGCUGCUGCGUGAACUUAGUGGGCUGCCGUCUUUUUCUUCCUUCCCUCUCCCUGCUCUCACUCUCUGCGCCGCACCCCACCGCGCUCCCCAUUUCUCUCUCUGUUUCUUCCUCUUCGCUGCCCCGCAGCCCACUGGCUCUGCUGCGACGCUACUGCCACCACCACCACCGCUGUUUUUGCCGAUGGCGCUGACGGUGCGGCGCCGUGCGGUGUGCGCCCUGGCGCUCUUCGCGCUUCUCAGCGGCUGCUGCCCCUCGUUUGUCUGCGGCGCGGCGACGGCGGCUAAAGUGAAAGUGUCGGUGGAAGUGUCGUGCCCGACCGCCGGCAACAAGUUGCGUUGGCGCGUUGCUGACAAGAGUAAUUCUGGCUGGAAGGAGUGCCCGCAGGCAGUGACAGGCGCGGGGAGCAUUGAAGGCGAUGCUGGCAGCAAUUCCCUCUGCCUCACUGCCGGAUCGGCGUUCCUGGAGAAGUUCUCGACGGGGAAGUGCCCUUCACCCCCAACGGAGGGCGGAGACGCUGUUGCGUUCAGGUUGAACUGUACGGCGGCCGCCGACAGCGCGCUGCACAAUCUGUCGAAGGGCGAAGCCGUCACCCUCAAUCCAACGGACAAUCCACUGGGCGAGUCCGGCGAUUGUGAGUACCCAACCUCCAGUCAAACCGCGACGCAAGUGCAGCCAGAACCCCAAUCUACAGAACAACAGCAGCCAGCAGGCCCACAACAACAACAACCGGCAAAUGCAGCAGCAGCGUCAUCUGCAGCGCGAACUCAUGACGGAGGCCGUACGAGGAAUGGAGGCUCCACUGCUGCUGUUGGGGAGCAGCCAGACAGUGCGGAGGGAGGCGGAAGUCGGGAACCAUCGCCAGAAGGUCCUCAGGAAACUACAACUCCAUCGGUUGGCAAUGCGGCUACACCAACACAGACGGCAGGCGACAGGGCAGCCGAUGGAACGACGACGACGACCACCCGCAGUCCGAGUGCUGGGAGCCACGCGAAAAGCAACGCGGGCGGCAGUGCCACCAACAGCAACGCCACUCAGAAAGCCGUGGCAAAUGCUGCGGAUCGCAGUGCCACCUCCACUCCGUUUGUGUGUGUGCCUCUCAUGCUGCUACUCACGGCCGCCCUUGCCUGCGCUGCUGGGUAA